Molecule: messenger RNA, 5997 nt
Organism: Megalobrama amblycephala (Wuchang bream)
Lineage: Eukaryota; Metazoa; Chordata; Actinopteri; Cypriniformes; Xenocyprididae
Gene: mn1b
Product: meningioma 1b
Exons: 2
Coding region: 1205-4906 (1233 amino acids)
Biological process (GO): regulation of DNA-templated transcription
Source: RefSeq, a predicted model, not a curated record
AUUGGCUGAUGUUAGCAGCGGAGGACCUUGCUGAAAUGCAAAACUUGUUGCUGGUUCUUGCGGUCGUUGCGCGCAGCGCUGAGCGUCUCAGACAUCAGUAUGUGAUCUAUCGGUGAAUCGUUUCCAGCUGGAGUGGAGCAAAUCUCAAAACUGGUGCUAUUAGAAGAGGACUCCCUGAAUGUGCAAGUGUUGACUGUAAUUGAAAUUGCAGUCAAGCUGUUCGAUUGCGCGGAAAAUGAGCAGGACCGAUGGGACUGUGUUGCCCAGCAGCUCUGUGGUGGCGGGCUUUGGAUAGCGCAUGUGCUGCCUAUCGCUCGGAGCUCCAAAAGACGGGCGCACAAAGACGGGAGUUCGGGGUUUACCCCCUCAUACACGGGACUUUCUCCUGUCCUUUACUUUGGUGUCAUCGCUUGUUCAGCUCAGCCCAAGGGAACUAUUUCUUUACAACUUAUGCCAUUUUAAAGAAGCUUACCCAUUUCUAAAAGAAGUGGAUACCAAAUAAUACGCUGUUCUGGAUUCAUAUGGACAUGGAUAUUUUUGUGGUACUCUGGAUAGUGUUGUGAUAUGCGUUCAAAAUGGAUUUUUAAAUAGAAUGUUUACCUCACUCUGGACAUUUGACAACAUAUUGGAAUAAUAGUCUGUGGAGGAUGAUUUGAUGGAACAUGUUUUAUAUAUUUUUCUAUAUGUGUUGUAGCUGUCGUGAGAUCGUCAGGUGAGGGUGUUUUUGUGGUAAGAGAGUUGUUUUUUAUAGCAGUCUUGUUUUGCUCUUAUGUAGAGCAAAUUUCGGCAAAAAAAAAAAAAAAAACUUUUUUUCCUUUUUUUCUGUUCUGUGAAAAUAUUACACGUCGUAAUUUUUUGUUUUGUUUACAUUUUAUGUAAUACUUUUAAAACAGUUAAGAAAAAACAUGGAACACAUUAUGGACUAGACCGUGAACUUUAAUUUUUUUGUAGAACAUUUCGUAUUACAGUUUAAAAUUAAUUUACAAUAUCAUAGAAUUUCUCAGUAAUUAAUUAUACAUUACUGUGAUUUGCCACUACAAGCGUAUUUUUUUAUUAAUGGCAAAAUCACAUUUGAAAUUUACCCCUGUAUUUCACAACUUGUUGAUGUUACUUGAGUUUGCCAAAGAAAGAAAAUAAAGUAGACUGUAGACAGUGCAGCGGAGCCAGGAAAGCUGGUUGUCAUGCGGGACUGAUUGUGGGAAGUAUGUUUGGGCUGGAACAGUUUGGUCCACAGAUUAAUAACAGAAAUUUUGGCCACACUGAGAAAAACUUUAACCAGCCAAGAGUGAGCAUGAACUCUCAUUACAAGAGCCCAGGUUUUCAUGCUGGAGGCCCACAAGGGACAGUCGAGCCUGGUAUGGGCCCACUUAACGAGCCUCCUGUGAUUGAGAUGAACAUUAACAUGAAUGGAGGCGAACAGUAUGGUGGAUUUCAGCGAGGACAUUCUGAAUUGCAUGUGGGGAAUCUCCAACAGCAACAACAGGCCUCGAUGCAUGGAUUUUUUAACCCUCAAAGACCUCAUAAUCAUCCCCAUGGACAUCAAACACACUCACACCAUCAACACUUUGGUGGAAAUUUUGGACCUGAACCUGGGUCCUCUUGCUUACACAGCGGAAGGAUAAUGGGUUACAACAGCGGUAUGGGGCUCCAGCAAGGAUUCACAGAGGGUUUUGACCCACUCUCUGAGGGGCAGUCAGCAGAUGGCUUCUCUCAGCAGCAGUCCCAGCAGCAGCAAAGGCCAGGCUCCAUGCCUGAUUUUCAGCACCAUGGACCCCCCAGCGGAAACCACCCUGUCCCUGCCCCAUGUCUUCCCUUGGACCAAUCACCUAAUCGUGCUGCCUCCUUCCAUGGCCUGUCUUCCUCAUCCUCUUCGUCAGAAAGUCACAAUCUAGAGCCCAGACGAAUGCCCCCACCAGGUGGUGUUGAUGGACUGGACUACAACUAUUCCAAUGAGCCCUCAUCUGGACAUUUUGAAGUGUCUGUGUACUCCCCCUCUGAAUCUGAUUCUCAGCUUUCUCAUUUUGGGCCUGGGCGUCAGGUGCCAGGGCCCAAUUUUCCUGGAAACCCAGGGUUGUCUCGUGCUCCUGGAAUGCAGGGCAUCUCUAAAGAGCACCCCCAUGCCCCCCCUCAACAGCAGCAGCCCUCAGCCCAGCACAAUGUGUUCUUUGAACGUUUUGGGGGUGGACGCAAAAUACCAGUGGGGAUAGAGCCUGGAUCCAGGCAUCCUCUCUUGCAGCAGCAGCCAGGCUUGAUUGGCAGACAGAACACUUGCCCACCAUCUCUCCCACAGCCCCCACAAUCAGAGACGGGUUCCGCAAAUGCCGGCAUGCAGGAGGGAGGCGUCAUGAUGCCUGGCCAGCAUAAUCAGUUUGAAUACCCUAUUCACAGACCAGAGAACAGACGGAUGCAUAGUUAUGGCGACCCCAUGUUCAACAUGCAACAGCAGCCACCCCCUCCUCAGCAGCCUUCCAAUCAGAGGCUGCAACACUUUGAUUCUCCUUAUUUAAAUAUGGCUAAGAGGCCCAGGUUUGAUUUUCCAAAUGCCACUCAUGGCGGGGAGAGUUGCAGCAGUUGGAACAGUGGUAUGCAUAACCCGCCUGGAAUGGAGAAUAAUCUCUCUCCAGCAGCCUACCCUGGCCUGCCCGGAGAGUUCACCCCCCCUGUGACGGAUGGCUUUUCAACAGGCCCAUCACUGCAGCUUACAGGGCCUGAGCAGCAGUCAAUGCAGCAGCAACAAAAUGCAGCAUCGAUGAUCAAGCAAAUGGCCUCACGGAGUCAGCAACAGAGGAUGAGACAACCGAAUCUGCAGCAGCUGGGUCACCACAGUGAUGUUCCUCAAGGGCCCCUGGGGCAUGGGGGCCCGGUGGGAGGCAUGCCUCAGUCGAGUUUCGAGAGAGAAAACGGUGGGAGGAUGGUGAACUUUGAUGGACGGAACCCACACAUAGCUUUGGAGAGUGGGUGGUUUCCUGGGCCACAUCCACCUGGGGAAAUGCUGGGCCAUCGCAUGGGUCCAGGUGGAGAGGUGGGGGCUCAUGAAAUGCAGCAAAAUGGUCCUGGCAUGAUGUUCAGAGCUGGUGUGAAUGGAAUGGGCAUGCAGGAGCCUAUGAGGAUACCGGGGGAGGGCCACGUGCAGCCCUUACUUUCACCCAACAUCCACUCACAAUUCAACAGUGGCAUGGGAAACCUCUCACAGAUGCAGUCGCCCAGUACAGGUGUUGGAUUGCCCAACACACCAUCAGAAAGGCGCCCUAAUGACUUUCCGGGACCACCCAUGGGCGGUCCGUCCUCUUUUCCCUAUGGGGGCUCUAAUCGACAGGGAGCCUCUCUCUGUAACUCUCAAGGAGUGAGCACCUCACCAGGGAGUUUUACAUCCCAGUCAGACUUUCCCACUAACCAGCGUUCCUCAGUCAGCAAACUUGGGGGACUCUCCUUAGGGAAUUUUAGCAAAACGAGUGGCAAGGACAAUGUUUUUGGACAGAGCUGCCUGGCAGCCCUCUCUACUGCCUGUCAGAACAUGAUUGCCAGCCUGGGGGCCCCUAACCUCAAUGUGACAUUCAACAAGAAGACUCAGGGAGAAGGGAAACGAAAGCUGAGUCAGACAGAACAGGACCUGAAUAACAGUGCGGUUAAUGGCACUGGGAAUGCUGGGACUGAAUAUUUCCCAAGCAUUGCUGCCCCCCAAAAUGGGCAAGUUCCUCCUGCUGGAAAUAGCAACACUAAACCACCGGGUCAAAAUCAUACGGUGCAGGGGGAAGCCAGCACCCUCUCCCCAAAUUACAAUAUGGACACUACUCCUUGCAGUGAGGGGAAGGCAGCAACAGGGAGUGGGAGAGGGAGAGGGAGGAGAAAAAGAGACAGUGGCCAUGUGAGCCCUGGGAUAUUUUUCCCCUCUGAAAACAGUAACCCUGUUGUAAGUCCCAGCCAGCAGGUGGCCUCAGCGGCUGGUGUCGGGGAGAGAUGUACAGGCACACCUCAAGAGAAGCCCCACACCUCUCCCUCAUGGGGGAAAGGGGGUGACCUGCUGCUGGGAGAUCAGGCUGACCUUAUGUCAUCUCUUGACAGUGGCAUCCAAAGUGUAUCAAAGUCUGAAGUCUGUUCACCUCGCAUGGAUUUUACAGAUGACGUGGGCACACAUUAUAGCAAUGAGGAUGAGGUAUCAUCAAGCUCAGAUGCUCCGUCCACUGUGAAGGCUGGCCGCAGCCCUUUGUUAGGCUCGCCCAAGUUGCAGAGAGACAACGGACUAAUAGGUGGGCAGAAAGGGCAAGGCAUGGGCCUCUCCAACCACACUACCUCAACAUCGGAUGGCUUUGGUGGAGUGGGCCAUCCGGGUACACCAGGUAUGGAGCAAGCCCGUACACCCUCUAGCACCUCUGGCCAAGAUGAAAUUCACCCACUAGAAAUAUUGCAGGCUCAGAUCCAGCUUCAACGGCAGCAGUUCAGCAUUUCAGAAGACCAGCCUUUAGCUGUAAAAAAUAACAAAAAAAGCAGUGACUGCAGUGGUCAAAAUGGAGAUGGAGAGCUUUCUAGCUGUAGCCCGGAUGCCGGGAAGGGCUCCGUGGGCACCAUUGAUCUGGACACACUCAUGGCUGAGCAGCAUGCCACCUGGUAUGUGCCCAGUGACAAGUCUCUGCUUGAGGAUUCAGAGGAGGAGAAGUCUGUUUGGGAAAAAAAUAAAGUCCAGGGAACCAUCAAAGAAGAAGUAGAUCUUUCUCAAAGUAAGACCACAGGAGGAGCAGGUUCCUCGGGGACCACUGGAGGUAUGGGUUCUCAUCUCCAGUGCCUGUCCGUCCACUGCACAGAUGAACUUGGGGAGUCUAAGGGGCGCGGGGGACCAGUUCCUUCCUGGCGUUCCCUUCACUCGGACAUCUCAAACCGUUUCGGAACCUUCGUAGCUGCGUUGACUUGAAGAAACAGAGCAGGAGAAAAGAAGACCUUUCAACUACCAGGAUGAGGAUAAGGAAACAGGACUUCCUUUUUUUAUAUAUGGAGGCAGUAUAAAUCAGUGUUUCUUUGUCAGGAGAAUUUGUGCCCUUUUUGUAGAAAAAAAGAAAAGAAAAAACAUGAGGACUGUCACACUGAACUUACUGUAGGAUGGUAUAUAAAAAGACAAGAUGAUGGUGUACCAGUACUGAUCCAGUCCUCAAUAUUUCUUCAUAUGUCUAUGCAUUCUGAUGGCUAUUCUGUUCAUCCAUUGUUGUGUAUUCUAUGCUUCUCUCAUGCCCACUUUUUUGCCCUCUCUGGGGGUCUCAUUUUUUUCAUCUUUGAAAUAAUUAUUGUUCCUUCUUCUUAUUAAAAAUCCCUGAUUCUAUAUAAGAUCUAGGGUCUUUUCCUGACCCUCUAGCCCACACGGUAGACCUCCCCUUCCCUCAGGGCAGGUAAUUCUAUUGUCAUCAAGGGACACAAGAGUGCUUUGAAAUUUGGUCCUUGCAGGCAUGCUGCUUGCUGCCUUCGCCUUCUUUGGAACCGAAAGGGGGAAUCCUAUUAGAACGUGAUUCAUAGAAAUUCAAUGAUGUCCCCCCCCCCCCCCCCCACCUUUCUCCAACGCUUUUGGUUACUCUAAUCUGGAUUCCCUCAUUACUUGUAUAUUAGGUUUACAGCAUUUUCCAUGUAUCAUUUUAAAUCAAAAUUCCCAUAGCCCAUCGGAUUGUUUCUUGAACACCAAGGAUGCUUCAACACUGGUAUGCCACACAGCUAGAGGAAACCUUUUGAUGUUAAAUGGAUAUCAAAUAGAAACCAGAAUAUUGGUAUUGCACAUGUAAUUUUUUUAGGCAAUCUUAUACUCUUUAGAAAAAUGUUACAGUUGACCUUAAAUACCUGAAAAAGGUUAGAUGGAAGGUCAUAAUGGCAAUGUGGAGAUUUACAGAGGUCCUUUUUCUUUGUUUCUUUUCAUUUUUUAAAGUAAUAUGUAAAGUGCAGUUGUCUGUUUUCCUGCAUAUUGUAUAUAUAUGUAUAUGUUUUAUUGAGUAACUAAAUAACAAUAAAUAUGAUGUUAAUGGU